AUGCGACUCACCAACUGUAGAAUUCAAGCACCCGGGCGACGAUGUCGCCUAGUAGGAUUCAUCAGCGAAGUCAUCAGCGACGUUAGAAACGAAGUCAGCAUCAAGGUCAGCAGCGAGAUCAUCGUCGAGUUUCUCUGGAUCCACAAGUACGAUGAUGAGAUGUCAGGAUCCUUUAGAAGGAAAGAACCUACACGUGCGCAGAAAGACUCUGUCAUCGAAGCUAAAAAUAAACUUCGUGUAAAUCACGAUGAAAGUUGCAAUUGUUGUUGUUGUUGUGUGCCUCAAAAUGCAUGCCUUAAAUACGUGCAACCAAAAGUACCCAAAUCUUUUGCCCCGCUCCGUUACUAUUGGCGAUCGAAUAUUCCUAUGGAUAAAAACACAACCUAUCAGCUGUCGUAUUGGGAAUGUCCCAGCGUGACCGUGGAACCAGUUCGACUGCAGAAUUGGUUAACCACCGGCGAGGGUGAAAUAUCCGACAAAACGACAUACAAAGAUAGUUACUUUGGUAAUUGGUGUAUGAAGACUGAACCCUCUAUUACACCGUGCUCGAAACAGUGGCUUGGCAGAGGUCCCCUGCAAUCCGUUACUACUCAAAAACAUGACUAUUCAUGGAAGUCCGUGGAGCCGGUUCAACCCUUCAAAGCGCAGCAAAACUUGUACUGUGCACCGGAACCGAUACACGAUGACACUACGUACAAUUUGAGCUACUAUCAAUCUAAUUGCCACUUGCCUGCCUUGUCUUACGCUCCUGUGCGAAAAUAUGCUAAACCGGACGUUCCAAUGGAGGACUGCACGACUUACAAGCUCAGUUAUUGGCCGAGCGAUACUCCCAUGAAAGAAGAACAGCCAUGGUACACGAAAAGAGUGUUCACGCCACCUGUGGAGCCAGUGGAUGGUUGCACCACUUACAAAUUGAGCUAUUGGCCACACUGCGAGAAGAGACGUCCGCCCGCGAUAAUCGAGGAAACCGAUAACAUAUUAAACGCUGGUUGUUGCUCGGAUAAUAACACCACUUAUCGUCUCAGCUACUUUGGCUGCGAAGGAGGCAAACGGGACCCGAUUCGACAGCCUAAUAAUAUUCAUUUCUCGUCUUGUCCCGCUGCUUACGACACUGUCAAUCGAAUGAGUUUCUUAGGGAAUUGGUGCGUGAAACCGGAAGCACCGAUAACACCCUGCAGCAAGCAACUGUUGGGCAGAGGACCCAUGCAAGAAGUAACUACACAGAAACAUGACUAUACGUGGAAGCAAACGCCAGUGGAAACGGAGAUUCGCCCCGAGGGCAACCUCAUUUUCCCGGAUACCUGCAUGGAAUGCUGCACGACUCACAGGCUGUCUUAUAUACCCAAUGGUUGCAAACCUUUGACGCCCGUUCAAUCGUUCGCGCCACUACGCAAAUAUAGCUCACCGGAUGUUCCAAUGCUGUCUGAAACUACGAUGCAACUGAGUUACCAGCCCGUUGACUCUACGAAUCAAGUAGAAAAACCGUGGAGCCGAAGGCCAUGUUAUUGUCCUCCUGUUACUCCAAUGGAGGAUAAUACAACAUACAACAACAGGUUCUUUCUAAUUUUAUUUCGUUUCACUACACCGUCGCUACUUUCUUCCUCCGUGAUCGGGGGAAUCGUUAUUAUGGAAGGAAGGGAAUUAAUUCACCACGCGAUCCACGAGUGUGUAUAA
This is a messenger RNA of Colletes gigas, 1674 nucleotides long. RefSeq names its product stabilizer of axonemal microtubules 1-like. Lineage: Eukaryota; Metazoa; Arthropoda; Insecta; Hymenoptera; Colletidae. Gene Ontology annotation, molecular function: microtubule binding. Bases 1 to 1674 code for a protein of 557 amino acids. The transcript has 11 exons. The record is from RefSeq and is a predicted model, not a curated record.